Paramecium sonneborni is the source of this 1029-nucleotide messenger RNA. Lineage: Eukaryota; Ciliophora; Oligohymenophorea; Peniculida; Parameciidae. The record is from the annotation of a GenBank genome assembly.
AUGGGAUAAGUAAUAAAUAGUAUUAAAACCAACCCUAGUAAUAAUUUAACUAUGCAAAAUCAUUAUUAGCCAUAAUUCAUUAAUUUUAGACACACUAUUUCAAUAUUAUCAUAUAAUAUAUUAGCUGCUAUUUAUUGUGAAUAAUAAUAUUUUAGUUAUGCUCAAAAUCAAAAUCUAUAGUUUGCGAAUAGAAGUGCUAAAAUUAUUAAUUAAUUGAAAAAUUUCAAUCCAGACAUAUUUUGCCUUCAAGAAGUGGAUAAUUUUGAAUUUUAUAAAGAACAUUUUAAGAAACUAAAUUAUAAUUCAUGUUAUGUUUAGAGACCUUAAAGAUAAGAUGGAUGUUUAAUUGCUUUUAAAAUUGAAAAAUUCAAAUUAGUAAAAUAUUCAGAGUAUUCCCUUGAUAAGAUGGCAUUAAAUUAUGGAUUAUCUGUUCAUUACUAAAGACAGAAUGUGUUUUAAAUUAUUAAAUUAGAACAUAUGUAUGUAUUUUUUAAGAUAUCAUAAGAUUAACAAAAAAACAGCUAAUCAUUGGAAACAUACAUAUUUUUUGGAAUCCUGACUUAGAUGAUUUAAAAUUCUUUUAAAUUGUUCAACUUGUUUAAAAAAUGGAGGCUGAAAAAGAAUCAGAUGAUUAAACACUUAUUUUUUGUGGUGAUUUUAACAGUUAACCUAAUUCUAAUCCGAUUCAAUACAUAUAACAAAACUAACCAAUUUUAGAAAGAAUUGAGAAGUCUUAAAAUUAAAUUAAACUCUAAAAUGAGAUAUUUGAACAUUAUGGUCCUCCAAAAUUGAAUUGGCAAAGUGCUUAUCAUCCAUUCCCUAAAUUUACUAAUUAUACACAAAAUGUAAAUUUUUGCAUUAGUAUAGUUUAAAGGAUGUAUAGAUUACAUUUUUUAUCAUAAUACAAAUUUAGAAAGGAUUUUAAGAAUUCCAGAUGAAAAAUUACUUUAAUAAGAAGUAGCUCUUCCUAAUACCUUUUUUCCAAGUGAUCACUUACCAAUUUUAGCUUAUUUCGAUUUUUAUUAUUGA